CUUCUUGUUUCGAAACUUGACAAAUGUGAUGUGUCUGGAUUUCUUUUUUCCGUAGCCAAACUGCAAAUUGCUUACACCUCGGCUCCAAGUUUACCGUUUUGAUCGUACGAAUUCUUGCAGUGUUUUAUAGUGCCUUCGUUAGAUAAAGGCUCGAUUAUUAUCUUUCGUUCAAUUGAUUUAGCUUUCGUUAGUUCCUUUCAGAAGUUUAAUACGCCUAUUUCGUAGAUAAGGCAUACGUCUCGCCAGCGCCUCAUUACUCAUUGCUAUAAUUAUUCCCGAAGUGAAAUCGCAUUUCUGUAUGAUUUUGUAAAGAAACACGUUAGGAACAGCGAAUACGUACAUUAUCGUACUCAACCGGUCACAAGUGUAUGUAAAGUUCAUCAAAUAAUUCACCGAUCUGCGAACUGCUGAAUGAGUCAUAGUGCAUUUUUAUCACGGUAGAAAGUGACUCACAGGAAUAACUGAGUUUUCCACUUACACCAAGCAACAUGUUCAGUUGGUUGAAAAGAGAAACGAAAACGGAGGAGGUGGUGGAAAAUGUUUUAGGAGAGCUGAAAAAAAUUUAUCGCAGUAAAUUGUUACCGCUGGAGGAGCAUUACAACUUCCAUGACUUUCACUCGCCGAAGCUGGAGGAUUCGGAUUUCGAUGCGAAACCGAUGAUCCUGCUGGUUGGCCAGUAUUCGACUGGUAAAACCACCUUCAUCCGGUAUCUAUUGGAACGUGAUUUUCCGGGCAUUAGGAUCGGACCGGAACCAACAACUGACCGUUUCAUAGCUGUCAUGUACGAUGACAAGGAGGGCAUGAUACCGGGAAAUGCGCUUGUUGUCGAUCCGAAGAAACAGUUCCGGCCGCUAGAAAAGUAUGGCAACGCUUUCCUCAACCGUUUCCAGUGUUCCCACGUACCGUCCCCCGUACUACGAGCCAUUUCAAUCGUGGACACGCCCGGUAUUCUGUCUGGUGAAAAGCAGCGCGUGGACCGAGGUUACGAUUUCACUGGAGUGUUGGAAUGGUUUGCGGAACGCGUAGAUCGUAUUAUCCUGCUCUUCGAUGCCCACAAGCUGGACAUUUCGGAUGAAUUUAGGCGAUCAAUCGAAGCACUGCGAGGACAUGACGAUAAGAUACGGAUCGUGCUAAACAAGGCGGACAUGAUCGAUCAUCAACAGCUGAUGCGCGUGUACGGUGCUCUAAUGUGGUCUCUCGGCAAGGUACUGCAAACGCCCGAGGUGGCAAGAGUCUACAUUGGCUCCUUCUGGGACCAGCCACUGCGGUACGACGUCAACAGGCGACUGUUCGAGGAUGAGGAGCAAGAUCUUUUCCGUGAUUUGCAAUCGCUGCCGCGAAAUGCGGCGCUGCGUAAACUGAACGAUCUUAUCAAACGUGCUCGACUAGCAAAGGUCCACGCCUACCUCAUUUCAGAGCUUCGGAAAGAAAUGCCUCAAAUUUUCGGCAAGGAUAGUAAGAAAAAGGAGCUGAUAAAAAAUCUCGGCACUAUCUACGAUCGCGUCUGCCGGGAGCAUCAGGUUUCGAUUGGAGAUUUGCCUGAUAUCAAGAAAAUGCAAGAAGUACUCGCCAAUCAGGACUUUACCAAGUUCCAUUCGCUAAAAAUGCCACUUAUCGAGGUCGUGGACCGUAUGCUUGCCGUGGACAUUGCCCGUCUUAUGAGCAUGAUUCCGCAGGAAGAGAUGCAGUUGGUUUCGGAACCGCUUGUUAAAGGACAAAGCAACGGGACGGCAAUGGAAACCAACUUUUUGGACCAUCUUCUACUGAAAGGAGGCGCUUUCGACGGUGUGGAAGAUGUCGUUUCACCAUUCGGAUACCGGAAGGGCGAAGGAAUCGAUGCCGGGUAUGGUGAGGUCGAUUGGAUAUGCAAUCGUGAUCGUGCCCGAACGGAUCCUAUCUUUGAGUCGCUUGGACCGGUUGAUGGAAAAAUUUCCGGUGCCGCGGCCAAGUCGGAGCUGAUCAAAUCGAAGCUACCAAACAACGUCCUGAGUAAGAUUUGGAAGCUCUCGGAUUACGAUCAGGAUGGCUUCCUGGACAUCGAAGAGUUUGCUUUGGCAAUGCAUUUAAUCAACGUCAAAAUGGAUGGCAAUGAGCUGCCCACUGCUUUGCCACUUCAUCUGGUCCCACCGUCCAAGCGGCGGGUGGACUAGAAUUAGGUAUUGUUAGCUUCCGGACCAAGAAUACCAGCAGGCCGUAUAGUGAUUCGCGUUAUUGUUUGUGUGUGUGUGUGUAUGUGACGGCUAAACUACUAGCUUGAUUGUUAAUCUUUCUCCCUAUUUACUUUCUUGUCCACUGCCCUCAGUGGAAGGACGCCUCAAAUAUUGCUUAUCCGUUAGACCGACCCGUCAACUCUGACAUUCACCCGAGAGUUUGUUCACGCAUGUACACUUUGUGUAUCAUCUUUUGGUUAUUGCUUGACCUUUCUUUUCCCCAAUGUGUGUUGGUACGUUUUGGUCUUGUUUUUGGCGACCAAUCAAUCCUCAAAGUUUCUCUUCCCUGGGGUUCGUUCAACCGGUUACUCUUCACGUUUUCAGGAAGCGGAAACGUUGAUGGAGCAACUGAAAGCAACAGAGGAAGCAGACGUUUUUCUUUGUGUUUUGCUUGUAAUGUUUGUGUGUUCCACACAAUGACGGCCAAUUUCAGUCAUGGUGCAAACUGGGUUUAUAUAAAAAAUGCUAAUUUUUACUAUUAUCUUCGAACAAAACAAAAACAACAUAAUGCUGCCAAGAAAAUUACAAGCGUUUUGUUUCGAUGCGUAGUGAGCAAAUAGCAAAUUUAACAAAAAAAAAAAAUCGCCAAAAAUCAAAAAAAAAAAACACACGCUUACAACAAAACAUCGUUUCUUGCACUGUGAGGCCUUAUCCUUUUAGGCGAUAAUUUAUUAUUUAUACACUUAGUUAGUGAAGCAAACUGUAACGAAAUUUAGCCAAACAAAUACAUUUUUACAUUAACACACAUACAUACAUGUUGUAUGUAGCGAACAAAACAAAAAAAAACUUGCCGCGCAAAUUAGAACGAAGUGAAACGAUUAUAAAACCCGAUAGAGAGAACGAAUACAAUCAAUACUUUCAUUUAUUAGGUGCUUUAGUCUAUAUUGUCAUUUAUUACGCGAUGAUUGUACUAUUGUUUUGGCAGUAUAGUUUGUGGAGGUGUGCAAUAAUAGUAAAGAAAACAUUAUGUUGUUUGUAGUGGAAAAUUGGAAGGAAUGAAAUUAAAUUAAAAGUGGUUUGUUGAUUUUUUUUUAAUUUGCGCUGCAGAAGAUACGGCAAGCUGCAUGUAUGUUAUUGAUUAUGAAAGUUAAAAACAUUUAAUCACAUCUACCACGAACGUAGUGUAGAGAACAACAGAAGCUGGUGUGACGUGGUUAUGUAGGAUUGAAGAUAUCAUACAGAAUACGUACAAUAUGUUGAAUCCUUAGGCGCGAACUGGUCAGAAAAAAAUGUUCAGAAACAGAGUGGUUGGUGUUUUGGUGUUUUUACUAUGUAUUUAUGUUUCCAGCGUUUGGUGUUCAUUUGUCAAACAAAACAAUAACUAGUUGAAUUCGUGACAGUGUUGUUUGUUUAAUCCGUAACGGCGAUGAUUCCGUAUGAAUCAACAGUCUCGUGAUCGUCGUGCUUAUCUCAGACGAGUAAAAAGGGUUAAGUUGCUCUUGUAUCGUUCGCUGCUCACUUUCUGUUGCAAUAUUGCCCUGGCCAUAGAGUAAGUGGCUUCUGUUGUAACAAAAAGUGAAGUCGUUUUGUUGACAUCUCAAGCCUCGCAGUGAAGCCUUUGAAUGUUCGCUUCAAAUUUGAUUGCAGGUUCGUGCAGCAGCAGAAGUACUCCAUCAAGUGCUAUCGCUUCUUUUCUUUACCCCGAAUUGCAUAAUUUAUGCGUGAUAGUGUUGAAUGCCGGAAUGGCGAAGGAGGAAUAGUAAUGCGAACUACCAACGAUAGCUGUCGGUCUGUUGAUAGACAGAAAAUUCGUACUCUCUCGAACGAUUUCAACCACAGCUGAGCCGGAACCACUUGCUCUCAUUGUAACCUAAAAUUACUUUGGCAUUGGUCGUCUCGCUUAGGGUUUGUUUAGAGCUGGUUAACAGAAAUGGGUAUGCAACGUCCGCAUUUAGUUUAAAAAUAGGAGCGACAAGAUUUGAAUAUUUUAUUACUUCAAUUGUAUUGAUUGUUUCGAACUACUGGUGGCAUCUAGUGGAAGCUAAAAAGUUCAUUACAGAAAUGUGGGAGUGAUUUUAUUGACCGGAUUGAUCGACUUAUUAUGUCUGCUAAAUUUUCAUUUCAAACUGCAAAUAUGCCUAAAAUAAAAAGCCCCCUUUUGAACUACAUGCAGAAUUUGUUACUACACAAAGUUUGGCCUAACGCAAUUUACUUCAUCUAAAGAUAGAAAACAAAGACUAUAAUUACCGAAAUCAAAGGAUUUUCGCGGAACCGGAUAUACACAUAUAUACACAAAACAAAUCAUGUAUUGAUACACAUUUACAAGCGGAAUGCAUAGCAUUUGUAUGGUAUUUGUAUUUGUAGGAAAAAUGCGCGUGAAAAAAGUUAUGGGAAAAAUAUAACGAACAUACGAUGUGACGAACAAAGGAGCAAAUUGUGUUAAAAUUGGUAAGAAUGAGAUUGCUAAUGGACGAUACCUGGGUGUUUUGCGUCUCAAAAAUGUGUAUAUAGAACGAAAUCACCCGUUUCUUCUUGGUCGAUCAUUCAAUCAUCAACUCUCUGUGUCUGUGUUUUUGCGUGUAUACAUGCGUUUUUCGGCGUAAAAACGUGUGCACAAAAUACCAUCAGUACCAAACACAGACAGCUAAAGUGAAUGUAUGUACAGCAUAGAAGAUCUAUACAUUGCCGCUGAUCUAUAUACAAAAAAUAAAGCACAAUGACUAGUGCAAUGUAACAACAUCAAAGCACACGCUGAUCGACACAGAGAAACGGCCAAGCCCUGGAGAGGUUCCGCUGCGCACGGCACGCUUCGAUAAGCAAAUGUAGUUAAAAGAAAUGAUUCAUAACAAAACGACAA
Anopheles gambiae (African malaria mosquito) is the source of this 5007-nucleotide messenger RNA. RefSeq names its product EH domain-containing protein 3 (gene Past1). The transcript has 4 exons. The record is from RefSeq and is a predicted model, not a curated record. Bases 489 to 2150 code for a protein of 553 amino acids. Gene Ontology annotation, cellular component: plasma membrane; cytoplasm. Gene Ontology annotation, molecular function: protein binding; calcium ion binding; GTP binding. Gene Ontology annotation, biological process: endocytosis; endosomal transport. Lineage: Eukaryota; Metazoa; Arthropoda; Insecta; Diptera; Culicidae.